AUGUCUCCCCGUAUUGCUAUCAUUGGCGCUGGUCCCGGGGGCCUAACACUCGCCUGUAUCCUCGCCCGACACUCAAUCAUCCCUACGGUUUUCGAGCGCGAACCAUCCCCCGAUUGUCGUCAACAGGGCGGAACGCUUGAUCUCCACACCCACUCGGGCCAGCAAGCAUUGCGAGACGCUGGACUAUGGGACCAGUUUCUAAAACACGCUCGCUACGAUGCUCAGACCGCGAAAGUUGUCCUCAAGUCGGGCGAUAUAGUCUUCGAGGAUGGUCCCGAUGAAGAUAAAGAAAGUGCCGGCUCUCGUCCCGAAAUCGAUCGCACGGCCCUGCGCAACAUUCUUCUGGAGUCCUUUGGCAUCAGUAACGUCAAAUGGGAUCAUGCUCUUGCAUCCGUAGAGCCCACGGACGACCAUAAGCACGACCUACACUUUAAGAAUGGCCAAGUCGAAGUUGGUUUCGACCUCGUUGUUGGCGCCGACGGGGCUUGGUCUCGUGUACGCCCUCGCGUCACAUCAAUCGCGCCCUUCUAUUCCGGCGUCUCUGCAAUCGAGUACAAUAUCUCGAAUCCAACUGGCCCUCGCUUCGACUAUAUUAAUGGCCUAGUUGGUAAAGGAAGCAUGUUCUCCUUCAGCGAUCAGAAGAAUAUCACGGCGCAGAGACAGGGGACUGGCAGCAUCCGUAUAUACACCGCUUUCGCUAUGAGCAAUGUCGGGCCCGAUUGGCUCAACAACACAUUCAAUCCAAACGACGUAAUCGCUACCAAGGCGAAGGUCUUGACCUUUUAUGAAGAUUGGGACCCCCGUCUCCGAGAUUUUAUUCAGUUGGCGGAUGACAACUUUAUUGCCUUCCGACCCAUGUAUAUGCACCCUAUCGAACAUACUUGGGAGCCUUGUCUGGGACUAACGCUUUUGGGUGACGCGGCGCAUUUGAUGACUCCUUACGCGGGGGAAGGAGUGAAUAUCACUAUGUGGGAUAGCCUCGAACUGGCGAAAAAGAUCGUCGAAGGUACAAAGUCGGGUGAUUUGAACCGGACAGUGCGAGAGUACGAAACCGACAUGUUCAAGCGAAGCUCUGAAUCUAAAAAGAGGACCGAUAGGAAUAAAGUAGCACUUUUCAGUAAGGAUUUUCCGAAAUCGAUGGAUGCGGUUAUUGAUGAAAUGAGAGGAGGUGGUCUAGAGUCGAACUAG
Molecule: messenger RNA, 1188 nt
Organism: Rhizoctonia solani
Lineage: Eukaryota; Fungi; Basidiomycota; Agaricomycetes; Cantharellales; Ceratobasidiaceae
Product: salicylate hydroxylase
Exons: 1
Coding region: 1-1188 (395 amino acids)
Molecular function (GO): FAD binding
Source: RefSeq, a predicted model, not a curated record